Messenger RNA from Labeo rohita (rohu), 3142 nucleotides. RefSeq names its product septin 8b (gene septin8b). Bases 63 to 1322 code for a protein of 419 amino acids. Gene Ontology annotation, cellular component: septin complex; microtubule cytoskeleton; cell division site. The transcript is spliced from 10 exons. The record is from RefSeq and is a predicted model, not a curated record. Gene Ontology annotation, biological process: cytoskeleton-dependent cytokinesis. Gene Ontology annotation, molecular function: GTP binding; GTPase activity; molecular adaptor activity. Lineage: Eukaryota; Metazoa; Chordata; Actinopteri; Cypriniformes; Cyprinidae.
GAGAGAGAGAGCGUCAGCGCAAUAAAUGAAAGCAUACUGUCAGUGCUAACGCAUUUAUCUGCAUGGCUGCCACAGAUGUAAACAUAUAUCCUAGUGAGGAGAUGAGGACUCUUUCUCUCAGCGGUCAUGUCGGUUUUGACAGUCUUCCUGAUCAGCUGGUCAGCAAAUCAGUGAGCCAAGGGUUCAGCUUCAACAUUCUCUGUGUAGGGGAAACCGGCAUAGGCAAAUCUACAUUAAUGAACACACUAUUCAACACAACGUUUGAGAAUGAAGAGGCCAGCCACUUUCAAAACGGGGUGCAUUUACGCCCCAGAACGUACAGCCUGCAAGAAAGCAACGUGGAUUUACAACUAACCAUUGUAGACACCGUGGGAUUCGGCGACCAGGUUAAUAAGGAAGAGAGUUAUAAACCUAUUGUGGACUACAUUGAUGCCCAGUUUGAAAACUUCCUUGAGGAAGAGCUUAAAAUUAAACGUUCCCUUUACGACUAUCACGAUUCACGCAUCCACAUCUGCCUCUAUUUUAUUGCUCCCACCGGUCACUCGCUGAAAUCUCUGGACUUAGUCACUAUGAAGAAACUGGACAGCAAGGUCAACAUUAUUCCCAUCAUUGCGAAGGCAGACACUAUAUCCAAAAGUGAGCUUCAAAAAUUUAAGAUCAAGAUCAUGAGUGAACUGGUCAGCAAUGGCGUUCAGAUCUACCAGUUCCCAACAGAUGAUGAAGCUGUGGCUGAAAUAAACUCUUCUAUGAAUGCACAUCUCCCUUUCGCUGUGAUUGGAAGCAGCGAAGAGGUUAAAAUUGGGAACAAAAUGGUGCGAGCCAGACAGUACCCAUGGGGAGUGGUACAGGUGGAGAACGAGAGUCACUGUGACUUUGUAAAGCUGAGAGAGAUGCUAAUUCGUGUCAACAUGUUGGACCUGAGGGAACAGACCCACGCCAGACACUAUGAGCUGUACCGCCGCUGCAAACUGGAGGAGAUGGGCUUCAAAGACACCGACCCUGACAGCGAACCCUUCAGUCUGCAGGAAACAUAUGUGGCCAAGAGGAGAGAAUUUAUUGGUGAGUUACAACUCAAGGAGGAACAGAUGAGACAGAUGUUUGUCAACAAGGUGAAGGAGACAGAAGCAGAAUUAAAAGAGAAGGAGAGAGAGCUGCAUGAGAGAUUUGAGAUGCUGAAACGUACACAUCAGGAGGAGAAGAGGAACCUGGAGGAGAAGCGUAGAGAUUUAGAGGAGGAGAUGAACACCUUCAACAGGAGGAAAGUGGCUGCUGAAACCCUACAGUCUCUUCAAGGCAAAAAAGACAAAGAGAAGAAAACUUAAUUUGGGACCCAAGGAAGCAUCAGCAUUAGUAACUACUCAGCAAUUUUACGCUUGUCACACUUUCAGGUGAUGAUUAUAUGCAAAACCAUCUCCUGCCUACCACACAAUUCAGCUUGUAAUGCAGUACAUAUCAGACGUGACACUGGACUGUGAUGAUCCACUGACGUGUACUUGAUUCUCCUGGAUUUACAUUUUUAUUAAAGGGAUAGUUCACCCAAAAAUUAAAAUUACCACGAUUUACUCACCCUCAAGCCAUUCUAGGUGUAUAUGACUUUCUUCUUUCAAACCAAUACAAUCAGAGUUAUAUUAAAAAAUGUCCUGGUCUUCCAAGCUUUAUAAAGGCAGUGAAUGGGUGUUAUGAUUUUGAAGCAAAAUAAAGUGUGCCCAUCCAUCAUAAAUGUACUACACACGACUCUGGGGGGUUAAUAAAGGCCUUCUGAAGCAAAUUAAUGUGUUUGUGUAAGCAAAAUAUACGUAUUUAAAACUCUAUAAACCGUAAUCUCUAGUUUCCGGUUUUCCUUCAGAGUGGCGUUCCAGCGGAUGACGUAGGAUGUAGGCGAACAUUGUGAUGAACGUGAAAGUGCAGAGGAGAAAGCAAAACAAACAUUGGUCAACAAUUCAAAGUACAAAAAGAUUUGUAAAGAAAAAUUAGGAGGAUUUCAGUAUAAGCCAAGCCUUUGCUGUAAACAAAACUUGGUUCUUGGGAGAGUAGCAUAUUCUUUUUUUUUUUUUUAAGAUUUAUUUUUGGUCUUUUUUAUGCCUUUAUUUGGACAGGACAGUGUAGAUAAGACAGGAAAGCAUUGGGUGAAGAGAGAGGGCAAAGGACCGCGAGCCGGGAUUCGAACUCGGGUCACCGUACUAACCGCAAGGCUAUUGGCGCCGACGUGAGAGUAGCAUAUUCUCACCGGAGCUCACGCUACGCCUACGUCCUCUGUCAUCCUCUGGAACGCCACUCUCUUGUGAACGUGCGUAUUACAGUUAACAAAAGCUAACUUCAAUGCAUUUGUGUAAGAAAAAUACCCAUAUUUAAAACUUUAUAUACUGUAAUAUCCACAGUUUACAAAGUUUUAAAUAUGGGUAUUUUUCUUACACAAAUGCGUUAAAUUGAUAAGGAAGGCUUUUAUUAAUCCUUCAGAGUGGUGUGGAGUACUUUUUAUCAUGGAUGGAUGGAUGCACUCUAUUGGACUUCAAAAUCUCAACACCCAUUCACUGCCAUUAUAAAGCUUGGAAGAGCCAGGACAUUUUUUUAAUAUAACUCUGACUGUAUUCGUCUGAAAGACGAAAGUCAUAUACACCUUGGAUGGCUUGAGGGUGAGUAAAUCAUGGUGUAAUUUUCAUUUUCAGGCGAACUAUUCCUUUAAAUCCUGUCAGAAUUUAUUCACCCUCAUGUUGUUCCAAACUCGCAUUACCUUCUUUGUUUUGGGGAACAUAAGAUAAGACUGUCCCAAAAUAAAGGUUUAAAAUGACAUGUGGGUGAAUAAAUUAUGACAGCAUUUUCAUCUUUGGGUGAAUUGUCUCUUUAAGUAAACAUGAAGUUCUGUUUAAUGUUGUAUUGGUUUGAUUAAAACUAGUUAAUUUUGUCAUUAUCUUGUAUUAAUACAGAACUUGACUGUGAUAACUGGACUGUUAACAUAUAAUUUAGAUUUUUGGACAUGAAUAUAUAUUUCUUCUAAACAGUUUUACCAGACUGAAAAGUACUGUACAAAAUGAAUUGUUUUAUAUUAACCAGAAUAAUUAUAUUUGUAAAUGUUAAAUACCUCUGCUACACAAAUACAACUGUACAUUUUUCAGUUUAAAAUAAAAAAUACUUUUCCAGUUUA